AUGUGGAUCGUUCGGCUCCGGUUCUCUACAUACAAAAGCGCUUGGCUUACGGCUUCUCGAUACGAUGCCAUGACAACGAUAUUGCUGCUAAUUUGCUGUGCUGUGGGUUUUGCCCAAGACCGACAUCGUGAACGUCGACCGCAUCAUCCACAGAUUGAACCGAGGUACAGUCGACUGACACCGUUUCAAAAUGAAGAGGCAUUCCCAGAACCAGUCUUUGGCAUGGCCCAUGGAUUUCCAUACGAAAACAUGCAUAAAGAAAUGGACAGGGAGUUUGCCGAACCAUUUCCAUCACUCAAAAGAGGGCGACCCAAAAAAGAUGAUGACUCCGCACGACAGGAAGAAUCUCCAGAAGAGCCACACAAGCUUCCGUUCCCCUUCCCUAAAAAUGAGAAAGCUCUUGGUAGCAGAGAGCGCAGCGAAAGGAACACAAAAGCGAAUCAAUUUUCACACGAAGGACCACCUCGGCCGAUCCUUAUAAACGGAGAAGAUAACCCAUUAUUCACUUUGCCUCCUUGGAUAAAUCUGAAAGAGUUCCCAAUAAAAGAAGUAACUCCGCCAUUUAGUAAUCCAGAGGAGAAAGGUGGUCGAAGGCCGCGGCAGCGCUCAGAGAACGGUGAAAAACCAACGAAGCAUGCACCGCUUUCGUCGGGAGAAAAGCCUUCUUCUGGAGAGCAAUCGCUGUCCCCAAACGACAAGCGCGAGUCCGAAGCUGGAGCUGGUUCCGAUUCACCACCUACGGCCAGACCAGACUUGCGGGAUUCUGGAGCAACACACCAAAAUCACGGAGAGAGUGAAGAAAAGGAAGCUCCUGAACAUCCAUUGGCUGGGAAAAUUGUUGGAGUCGAUAUGCGGAUGGUUGCUGGAAUGUAUCCCAAGAACGAUGGCUCUCAUGGGCCGGGUAAAUUUUUUCCAAUAAAGGAUUGGGGACCUGAGCUGGCACGGCCUCCGCCUCCAUUGCACAAAAACCGCGGAGUGAGAAGGAAAUCCACAAGGAAAGAUGGUGCUCCAAAUAUCAAGGAACAAAGAAAGUCAAGUGGUGAGGAUAGCAAUUCUAGAGAAGCUGACAGCAAACAACUCGGCGAUUUUGACGCCUACUUUGACAAGUCCCGAUCAGAGCACCAGACGCCUCCAGAAGAGGGGCCUUCGCCAUCAACGCAACAACCAAUCGUUUCCACCGCAACGCCAGGGAACACAGAAGUGCGGUCACACAUGGCAAUCGUCUGUUCAACGCUGGAACGCAAGCAGAGAAGAAAGCGAAUGACGAUAAUGACUGCGAUAACUAUCCUGUUCCCAAAUUGA
Ostertagia ostertagi is the source of this 1302-nucleotide messenger RNA. NCBI's taxonomy places the organism in Eukaryota, Metazoa, Nematoda, Chromadorea, Rhabditida, Trichostrongylidae. The record is from the annotation of a GenBank genome assembly.